UUCUCCUUGUCUUCUUAAUACCUUUCCUUGUUUAAAGUAAAAAAAAAAAAAUGCCAUUUUUUGGUUUUUGUUUUGUUUGUUUACGCUUGAUCCAUGUGCAGGAUUUAUUAGCUCAAUUGGCUCUGAAGAUUUUAUCAGUAUUCCGGUGAGCAAAAUGGUUUCUAACCUGUUGAAAUUGCCUUGAUAUGACAGAACUGUCAUCCAGGUGUGAUUCCUAACCUUUUGUUGUGCUAGGAUAAUUGACGCCCUACAAAUGGGUGUUGAUCUCUCGGAUCGCUCAACCCAGUUGUAUAAUUGUGUGGAGAGCAGUCUGUCUGAUUGGAAUGUAAGUAGACUGGAUCAGGAGGAUUACAUCCUCCAAGAGAUUGCCAUCUUCUAAUUCGAGUACAUCCAGAGGACAAAUAGGAAAGAUCUCUCUGAGUGUAUGAAAUUUGUAUUGCACUUUAGACUCUAAUAACAUGUUUUAAGUAGAGUGCCAGUAGCUAGGAUUUCAGGGUUAAAGAUUUAACUCAUUGUGGAUCUGCAUGUUUAUUUAAAUUACUAUUUAGGUUUAGAUAUUCUAUUUAAGAUUGUCGGGGAAGAAGGCAGUAUUACUUUUAAUGAUCUGCUUUGUUUAAAAACAAAUGUCUAAUCAUAGGGUGUGUUCAGGUCUCCAAUUUUGUGCUCUGAUCAUCUGACUGAAGUAGUAAACUGGAUUCUUUAUGAUGUCACUGACUUCCCUGUGAAGUCACACCAAAGACAAGAUUUUCUUAAACUGUACAGCAAUAUUUCCAAAUGUUAUGACCCUAUCCUUUCUUAAAGUAGUUUAACUUCCUACUUUGUGCUAGGCUCUCAGGAAUUACUUUAACUAGCAGAAAUGUGUAUCAUUACAAUGGAAGGCAAAGUUCCCCAAGGUCUGAAAAAAAGAAGGAGGGGGGAUGAGGGAGAGGAAGAAGAGGAAGAGGAGGAAGAAGAGGAAGAAGAGGAGAGGAAGAGGAAGAAGAGGAGGAAGAGGAGGAAGAGGAAGAAGAAGAAGAGGAGGAGGAGGAGGAAGAGGAGGAGGAGGAGGAGGAGGAGGAGGAGGAGGAAGAAGAAGAAGAAGAAGAAGAAGAAGAAGAAGAAGAAGAAGAAGAAGAAGAAGAAGAAGAAGAAGCAGAAGCAGCAGCAGCAACAACCACAAGAACCCCCACCAGAUAAGGAUUUAUAGACAACAGAGGUGGUUGGUUAGCUGUUGCUGUUAGCCUGCAGUCCUCUCCCAGGUUGCUGUACACUGGAGAAAAUUGAAUGGCUGAGAAACAGUUACUGCUUACAAUCAUGCUGUUCUCCCUGACACUGCCCAGCUUGGUGAAAGCGAAUGACCUGCUGCAGACAUUUAAGACUGCCUCACCCUGUCAAGAUGUCAAACAGCUGACUAAUGGAGUGACCAUGGCACAAGUUCUUCAUCAAAUUGACGUAGCUUGGUUCAGCGAAUCUUGGUUAAGCCGAAUUAAAGAUGAUGUUGGAGACAACUGGAGAAUAAAGGCUAGUAACCUAAAGAAGGUCCUCCAUGGAAUUACAAGUUACUAUCAUGAGUUUUUGGGGCAGCAGAUUUCUGAAGAACUUAUUCCUGAUUUAAAUCAAAUAACUGAGAGCUCAGAUCCUGUGGAGCUUGGGAGAUUGCUUCAGCUAAUUCUAGGAUGCGCAGUCAACUGUGAGAAGAAACAAGAACAUAUUAAAAAUAUAAUGACCCUGGAAGAAUCUGUUCAACAUGUGGUCAUGACUGCAAUUCAGGAGUUGAUGAGUAAAGAAAUAGUGAGCUCUCCUGCAAGUGACGCUGUAGGAGAAUUAGAGCAGCAGCUAAAAAGGGCUUUAGAAGAGCUUCAGGAGGCCCUAGCAGAAAAGGAAGAGCUGAAGCAGAGGUGCCAGGAACUGGAUAUGCAGGUAACUGCACUUCAGGAUGAGAAGAAUUCCCUGGUCUCUGAGAAUGAGAUGAUGAAUGAAAAGCUUGACCAGUUGGAUGGCUCUUUUGAUGACCCAAAUACAAUGGUUGCAAAGAAGUAUUUUCACGUACAGCUGCAACUAGAACAAUUACAAGAAGAAAACUAUAGACUUGAAGCUGCAAAAGAUGAUUACCGUGUUCACUGUGAGGAACUGGAAAAGCAGCUGAUUGAAUUUCAGCACAGGAACGAUGAGCUGACGAGCCUUGCUGAGGAGACCAGAGCCCUAAAAGACGAGAUAGAUGUUCUUAGGGCUACCUCAGACAAAGCAAAUAAGCUGGAGUCAACAGUGGAGGUGUAUCGUCAGAAGCUCCAGGACCUAAAUGACCUCCGCAAGCAGGUGAAAUCCUUACAGGAGACAAAUAUGAUGUAUAUGCACAACACUGUGAGCUUGGAAGAAGAGCUGAAGAAGGCCAAUGCAGCUCGUGCACAGCUAGAGACCUAUAAGCGCCAGGUUCAGGACCUUCACACUAAGCUUUCCUCUGAAUCCAAAAGGGCAGAUACACUAGCAUUCGAAAUGAAGAGGCUUGAAGAGAAACACGAAACUUUACUCAAGGAAAAAGAGCGAUUGAUAGAACAGCGUGACACUCUGAAAGAGACGAAUGAGGAGCUGCGGUGCUCAAAAGCACAACAAGAUCACCUAAAUCAAGCUGAUUCAUCUGCUACAAAAAGUUAUGAAAAUCUUGCUGCUGAGAUCAUGCCAGUGGAGUACAGAGAGGUGUUCAUUCGACUCCAGCAUGAAAACAAAAUGCUUCGCCUGCAGCAAGAAGGGACGGAGAAUGAGCGCAUCGAGCAGCUGCAGGAGCAGUUGGAACAGAAACACCGCAAGAUGAACGAGCUGGAAACUGAGCAAAGGUUGAGCAAAGAGCGCAUUGGAGAACUACAGCAGCAAAUUGAGGACCUCCAGAAGUCGUUACAAGAACAGGGCUCUAAGUCUGAAGGUGAAAGUUCCAGCAAAUUAAAGCAGAAGUUGGAAGCUCAUAUGGAAAAACUAACAGAAGUCCAUGAAGAAUUACAGAAGAAACAGGAGCUCAUUGAAGACCUUCAGCCAGAUAUAAGUCAGAAUGCCCAAAAGAUCAGUGAACUUGAAGCGGCUCUUCAGAAGAAAGAUGAAGACAUGAAAGCGAUGGAGGAGAGAUACAAAAUGUACUUAGAGAAAGCCAGGAAUGUCAUUAAAACUUUAGAUCCCAAAUUAAAUCCAGCAUCAGCAGAAAUAAUGUUACUGAGAAAGCAGCUGGCGGAGAAGGACAGAAGAAUUGAAAUUCUAGAGAGUGAAUGUAAAGUGGCAAAAUUCAGGGAUUAUGAGGAAAAACUCAUUGUUUCUGCCUGGUAUAACAAGAGCCUGGCCUUUCAGAAACUGGGCAUGGAAUCUCGGCUGGUGAGCGGUGCUAGUGCUUGCAAAGACAGCGUCGCGGCUGCUCCCGCGCGCUCCUUCUUAGCACAGCAGCGGCACAUCACCAGCACCCGAAGAAACCUCUCUGUGAAAGUCCCAGCUGCGGCGUCUGACUAGUCUGCAAAGCAAACACAACAGAAGUGCCUCAGAAUGUCUGUACCCCAAGGAACUACCAGAUAGAAAACAAAGGUUAAGAUGCUUGGUAGCAGCUAGUUUUAUUUUGGUUUCGCUUUGAGACAGGGUCUCAUAACCCCAAAAUGGCAUAGAAUUCACAAUAUAUUCAAGGAUGAUCUUGAACAUCUGAUCAAUCCUUCCUACCGUUCCUGUGCACUGGGAUUAAUAGACAACACUUGUAGACUACCGUAUCAAGUUUAUAUAGUUCUAGGGAUCAAAAUCAAUUGCUCUACUAAUUGAGCUACCUUCCCAACCUCAGAAUCAACUGUAUUUAAGUCAAAAUAUAUCAAAUCAACAUUUCCAGCUUACUUAGAAAGCAAAGUACAGACUCAGCUCUGUCUCUGGGCAGCACAUUGGAGUAGUUGGAAGUGUGAUGAAGUAAAUACUUGUCUUGAAAUGGCAUCAUCAUCAUCAUCAUGUGUGGGAAAGCAAAUGCAGAUUCCAACUUUGUUUUUAGUUGUGACAGCAAGUCAGUUAAUUUGCAAGAAGUAAUCAGUAGUUUGUCAUUUACUAUCUAGAUUAACCUUAUGGAAAAGUUUCCAGUUAGGCAUGUGGUGAAAAACUGUUGCAGGUGAAUUCCUUAGACUGUUGUGUAGUUGCCUCUGUAGUUAAUUCUGCCCUCUAGAGGAUGCUUCGGGUGCUGUGGAAACGACAGAGCUGGGAAACUGCUGUUGUAGUGACUUUGUCCUUAAAAGUGACAAACGCGCAGCUUCUCUGAGUUGGAUGCCCCUUUGAACAUGGAUUGCUGUGAAUGAGUGUGGACCAAAGGGUUAAGAUGGGAAAUAAACUGACAUUUAUAUUUCUGAUGAAAAGCAAACUACACUUUGAAAUGUCCACAUGCCUUUAAGUAUGCACUGUUGUGGGCUUUGCUUUCUAAGAAGAAAUUUUGCCUCUUUAUUGAAAAGAAACAGUGAUGAAACAGCUUAUAGCCAGAUUGGUUUCUGCUUUCCUCUAAGGAGUGUCUGGAGCUGUAUUUGUGGCAUUCAGUUCAUGUCUGCCCAAGGAUGUCUGUUCCAGAGGUGUUACUUUCCAAUUUGGGGUCACUUUUUAAAGUCACAGCUUUGGAAUAUUAGUUGUUAAAUCAGUAUUGCUUAAUGUAGCCACAAAUGGUUCAUUCUUGUGUUGGUCACACUUCCAACACUUACUAGCCACAUUUUUCUCUCAUUGUUGAGAGUUCUUGUGCAGUGAGUCACAGUAAGUCUUGGUUUUUGAUGACUUCCUUAGACUACAAAUGUAGGAAGUGUACAUCCAUUUCCCAUGUACAGAGGAAUCAGAUGGUGACAAGAGCGUAGCAAACACAAGUGAGACAACGUUGUGUCUACCCCAAACAUUCCCAAUCAUAAUGUGAAGGAGCAAACUUGUGAGCUGCUUGAUCCUUGUGAAUCAGCUCCUCACCUCUGUCCUCGUAGCAUAAAAGAAGGGAGUUGUCAUAUGUAAGCAAAAUGGGGUGGUGGUAGCUGAGUAAGGCAGAUUGAGCUGGCAGGCUGUGGGGCUGUGGUCUACAUCUAAUUCUUAGUCCUUUGCAGAUAUGAGUAUUGUUCUAUUUGCAGUAUUAACUCAUUUAGAUAACUGCCUAUAAAUCCUUGCACAGUAACUUUUAACCUCUUAAAAUAUAAGAAUUUCACAGUGAUUUGGGGUCUUUGAGAUUAGUGGCAUCUGCCAGGAUAUUUUGUUUUAUCAGGGUUCCUUCUGUUGACUACCUCUUAGAUUUUGAUGAUUCUUGUCUGUAUUUUACACUGUUGGUUUGUAUUUUGUAUGUUCUUACAGUGUCUGCUUGCCUAUGUCUUUUAGUGAAAUAAGACUUUGAAAUUAUUAGCAUGCUAUUUAACAUUUUUCUAAAAAUUAUGACAUUUGGGUAUAUUUUUGUCAAUGAAGACAUUGAUGGUAGUGUUUGUAUUUGCUUAUAAUUGAGAUUUUAUAAGUACCCUUUUAAUGGAGCUGACUGUAAAACAUCAACUUCAAUAAAUUUGUUUCUAGUACAAUUGCUCAUAAAUUUCUAAGUAAGUAAUAUAGCACAAAUAAGGACAUAAGGAUGAUUUCUUUUUUCUUAAUUAAAAAAAAGCAAAUUUUCUGAUUUUUCUAGUUUUAAGUAGAAUUUUGAAUGUUUGAUACAUGUUUAUACAAAACUAGUGUAAAGUUCUAUAUCAUCUAGAUUAAUCACAGAAAUCCAGGCUGUGAUCAGGGUGAGAUUCUUUCCUUGUAUAGUUUAUGCAGUGAGACUGGUGCCCUACCAGGUAGAAGUCAGAUCUGGAACCAUGCUUUUCCAAGAGGAUUGAAGGGAAGAUUGAAUGCAUAAGCAGGGGUUUGUCCCAGUGACUAUAAAGUUAGAAACAACCUUGAAUUUCAAGUGGUUGUCCUUGGAGUGAUACUCCUUUCUCUUUUUGGAUAUAAUUAUGACACUGAUGUUUAUCUUGGGAUUAACUUAAUGUAUUGAGACAUAUUUGAAGUUUAUUCUAUUUUUUUAAUGAUUUGACUAAUGAUUUAAUGUAAGUAAAAAAUGUCUUGCCUAGCAACCUUUAGCUGAGUAUACUUUAAUAAUAAAUAUCUGGUCUUUGAUGACUGGAUGUUAAAAACUUCACAACCACAUGUACUUCUGUAUAAUGGUGUAUCUGGCAUUUUGGGGAUGAUGGUGGUUUGGGCCAGAGUACUGACAUUUUGUGUAAAAAUGAAUGUAUAUGGCUUGUUAUACAUUCAGUCUUACUGUGAUCCUGUUUGUUGCACAGAAAUAGUUUGGACAUUUAUAAAGCACAAGUCAUCAGAGGAAAUAGUGUGUAGUUAUUAAACUUGAGGAAGUUUCAGUGUAGCGUUUAGUUUAUUCAAAAGGUCCCUUCUAUUUUCUAUGGCAAAUGCUGUCACACUUGAAAACUAGAAGCAAUACUUGAUUUAUUUUUGUAAGUAUUUAGAAUAUUAUUUUAAAUAAAUAAUUGUCAAUAUAAUUGUGAAAUGUUUUAAGUAAAUAAACGUCUGCUUCUGAGUCA
Rattus norvegicus (Norway rat) is the source of this 6500-nucleotide messenger RNA. Lineage: Eukaryota; Metazoa; Chordata; Mammalia; Rodentia; Muridae. The record is from RefSeq and is a predicted model, not a curated record.